ACAUUGUAGUGUCGGUAAAAUGUACAUAUCACGCAAACAACAUGGCUGACAAAGUUGCGGAUGAGUCUGAAAGUGAUCAACUGUUUGACUUGGUAACUUUAAAAAACACGAAACUUAUUGUUUGUAAAAUAUGCGGUAGUAAAAUUUUGAGGCAAAAUACUUGCAGCAUCGCUAAAAACGAGUUUCCAUUGCCAUAUAUGAAAUCAAAAGAUAAGGAUGGAAACAGCUUGAAUGAUAAGCUAGAAAAUACAAGUCGGUAUUGGUUAGUUGAAGAUAUGAUGACAUUUGAAAAUGUUGGCUUCUCAAAAACUGUCAAUGGUAUUAAGUAUUUAGUAUGUGCAGAUUGUGAAAUUGGUCCCAUUGGUUAUCAAGAUACUAAGAAUUUAAAAUAUUUAUAUGUAGCAGUUAGUAGGGUAAAGUACACAUGACUGUAUCUACAUGUUUAGUUUUUUUAAUAUUAUAUUAUAUAAAAUACAUUGUU
This is a messenger RNA of Hydractinia symbiolongicarpus, 481 nucleotides long. RefSeq names its product guanine nucleotide exchange factor MSS4-like. Gene Ontology annotation, molecular function: guanyl-nucleotide exchange factor activity; zinc ion binding. The transcript has 2 exons. Bases 42 to 428 code for a protein of 128 amino acids. NCBI's taxonomy places the organism in Eukaryota, Metazoa, Cnidaria, Hydrozoa, Anthoathecata, Hydractiniidae. Gene Ontology annotation, biological process: post-Golgi vesicle-mediated transport; small GTPase-mediated signal transduction. The record is from RefSeq and is a predicted model, not a curated record. Gene Ontology annotation, cellular component: cytosol; membrane.